This is a messenger RNA of Camarhynchus parvulus, 4182 nucleotides long. It is a transcript of the gene RTKN2, whose product is annotated as rhotekin 2. The transcript is spliced from 19 exons. Lineage: Eukaryota; Metazoa; Chordata; Aves; Passeriformes; Thraupidae. Bases 2268 to 4022 code for a protein of 584 amino acids. Gene Ontology annotation, biological process: positive regulation of cell population proliferation; hemopoiesis; signal transduction. The record is from RefSeq and is a predicted model, not a curated record.
CACCUGAAAGGAAUCUGCUCUGUGCUUGGGGGCUGCACAGUAAGUGGGGCAUUCUGGCUUCAGAAGCACACUGCUACUCCAAACUGGAACACCAGUGUAAUGGGAGGGGGCAGAGGGAGUACUCAGAAUGUAUUGUUUCAUGUUACAGGUGCUGGCAGCACGGGGGGCUGAGAGCAGUGAAAGUCCAGAGGAGCAGGACACCAGAGGAGGUCACCAGGAGCUGUCAUGCCUUAUAAGCCCUGCAAGAAAGAGAAAGGGAGAAUGAUUCAUUGGUUGAUGCAAGCCUCUGUAGAUUCCUUUAGCAAGGAAGAUAUGACAGGUUGUGAUAUUGGACUGCAGCGGAGUUCCACCAGUGCUGUUCUACCCUUCAUGAGUGAGCACUGCUGGGCUGUGCAGCUGGCAAGCUCAUGCCAUUUUUCUGGGAUGUUGGUAUCUUUAGAUCUGUCUGCUGGGUUCUUCCUGCUUUCAUGCUGAAGAGUGUGUGGGAGAAGGUGGCCAGGAGUAUAGUGUUGGAACGACCUUUUACUGAUGGAGGCACAGUGGUGGAGUAGGCUGAAUCAAGCCUCUGUCAAGUGCCACUGCUGAAAUACUGAAUUAACAUACCCAAGACCAGCACAUCAGGAGGAUAGCCUUCUACCAAGAAUAGUGUGGAGGUUUGAUCAUCUCCUUAGUGCAAGCCCUGCACCUUCACCUAGAUUCCUUCGCAGGCAACUACAGUGGAUCUGCUCACCAAGGGAAUUUGUCCCACUGGAUUCCUUUUUUUUUUUUUUUUUCUGUGCAGUUGAAUGAAAAGUAUGUGCCUUCUGAAGAACAGCAACUGAAAGAAAUAUUGAUGACUGCCAGGGCAUCUACAGAAAAAGAUAAGAAAAUUACUCUACUACAACAGUGAAAACAAAGGGGCUUUGUUAACACUUUCUUGUAGGUUGUAUAUAUUAAUAGUAACAAGUAAAGUUUUGUAUUUUUUCAGAGAAACACACAAGGCCUUGAAUUGUAUUGUUUUAAUUGCAACUAACUGAAUGAAUUAAGUGGAAAAUUGCACACAGUACUUUGAUUGUCUAAUUCUCUGUAUGUGAGGCUUUGGGAACAGUUUGUUAUUAUAAAAGAACAGCACUAACCAGAAAUCAGCCAACAUGUAAUUGCUAGGCUGAGGGGCAGUUUGGGGAAAGCUGAUACUUAUUUAUACAUUAUUAAAUAAAAGCACAUAAUAUGAGGAUCAUCUCUCACUGCCUCCACACUUCAUACAUUACUCAUCUUCCUAAAUUUCAUGGUUUUGUACUCCCUUAGUACAUUGCUGCUUAUAACCAGUGCAGGCAUCAAAACCACCCACAUCCAGGAAAGGAGAUGCCUGUGCAUUUGUUAUGAUGGCAGAUUUGGUUAUGGGACUCAUCAAAGAUUAUGAACCUUCAGUUCAAGGAAAGGAAUCUUGACUCAAGUUUUAAAGGUUAUUUUCAGUACCUAAAAUACACCUGGGCACCUGGGACUGUUCAGGUGGCUGAAACUCUGGCUGGUGUUUCCACUUGACUAUGUACCUUUAGAGAUUUACACUCAGCCAGUACCCUAAAAAGAAGACUUAAGAGCAACUUUGGCAUUAAAUUUGACAGUUCCCAAAAAAACAUUGGUUAGCUAAUUCCCAUCAGUUUUGGUAAGAAUCAGGUAACUUCUGGUUAUCUCCAGUGGUUCUCACUGCUCACUUGUCCCUUACUCCCAUAGGAAACAGCCACUUGCAAGACACAGAGAGGAGGUAGAUGGUGAUUGGACUCAUGAAGAAGAAGGAAGAGACCAACACUCCUACCUGUUACUUCUGUGAUGAAAAUGGCAAGACAGCUAUGGAUCAGCAGUAAACUCCAAGCUAUGUGGCAGCUACAGGCUGUCACUCACGCAGGAGCUGGCCAGCCCUCGCCAAGCCAUCGGCACUCGCCUCCCCACUUACUCCUCUUUGCGGUGAAGCUCCUCCUCGGACUCGCUGAGCCGCUGCUUCAAGGCUGCGAUCAUCUCCACCGCCACAUCCACCUGCCUGCUCAGGGCCCGCUCUCGCCGCUGCACCUCCUGCUUCUUCUGGGACAGCUGCACGAACGCUGCCCGCACCUCCAGCAGCUCCGCCGUCUUCUGGGACAGCUCUUUGGACUACAUGUUGCCUUUCUGCCCAGCUAAGAGAUGGAAAGACUUCCAACUGACCUCAGCAGGCUGAAAUGAAGAAAUGAGUCACUGAGGCUCCAGUAGGUGGUCAGGAAUGUGACACGCAAGAGAAGAUCAACUUUGAGCUCCGCAUGCGGGAAGGGAUCUGCAGGCUGCUGGCAGUGAGCACGCAGAGGGAGCAGCUCCUGCACGCUGUGAAGAACCUGCUGGUCUGCAAUGCUCGCAUCCGGGCCUACAGGGCACAGCUGCAGGGCCCCAGGGAGGAGCCCAGGCCGGGCAGCACUGAGGAGCAAUUUUCAGAAAAUGGGACAAAAGACCGGACGGCAUGCAGAGCAAGGGUUGCUAUAUCAGAUAUUCGAAUACCAUUAAUGUGGAAAGGCUCUGACCACUUCAGCAAAAAAGAAAAAUCACAGCGCUACGCAGUGUUUUGUUUGUUCAGAAUGGGAGCUGAGGUUUUUGAUACUGAGGUGACUCUUGUGGAUGAAGCAAUAACAGAUAUCUGUUUUGAAAAUGUAACCAUAUUUGAUGAAGCAAGCCCCGAUUUCCAGGUGAAGGUUGAAGUGUAUAGCUGCUGUACAGAGGAGUCUUUAUAUAUAACAAACACUCCUAAGAAACUGGCAAAGAAACUUAAAACAUCCCUCAGCAAAGCUACAGGGAAGAAACUCAAAGCUGCACUGGAAGAAGACAACAUUGAACCCCUUUUGCCUGCUGACCCAGUCAUCCAUGGAGCAAAGUACAGUUUGCUGGCAUACACCACUCUGGGGCUGGAAAGUGCUGAGGACAAUUUCAGGACCCACAACCUUACCAUUACAGGAAAUGAGGAAUCCUCUUUUUGGCUGCCCCUGUAUGGGAACAUGUGCUGCCGUUUAGUUGUCCAGCCCUCCUGCAUGGCCAGGGAUAUGAUGGCAGGAUUUCUCAAUCAGCAGCAAAUGGUAGGGGAUCUGACAAGCUGGAGGAGGCUGUAUUGUGUACUGAGAGGUGGCAAACUCCUUUGUUAUUACUCACCUGAAGAAAUUGAGGCUAAAGUGAAGCCAGCAUUGACAGUUUCCAUCAACAAGGAAACCAGGAUUCGAGCUGUGGAUAAGGACUCCAAGAGAAGAGCCAAUAACUUCUCUGUUAUCAACCCCGUGUCUGGAGAGGGUGUGACACAACGUUUUGCUACUGACAGUAGGGAUGAACUUCAUCAGUGGAUGGAGGCUUUCUGGCAGCACUUUUAUGAUCUGAGCCAGUGGAAGCAUUGUUGUGAGGAACUUAUGAAAAUUGAGAUUAUGUCACCACGGAAACCACCUUUGUUCUUGACAAAGGAAGCGACCUCCGUCUACCAUGAUAUGAGCAUUGAUUCUCCAGUGAAACCUGAGGGCUUAGCUGAUAUCAUACAUAGGAAAAUUGAAGAGAGCGAUGGUGAGUUCCUUCUUGGCCAGCAGAAAGAGCCUGCAUCUGCCCUGUGGGCAUCACUCUUUGAUGGAUCUCAUGAGAUGACUGUUCAGAAAAACACGCAUCUGGACCCAAAAAGAGAUACUACCAGUCCUAAUGACAGCAGAGGAAAGAAAAGAAGAGCUCCACCUCCACCCUCUGAUAAGUCACCCUACAGUGCAGAAGCCCAGGUGAACACAGAGCAGUUGGGCAAGGAAAACUGGAGGAAGCCUGACCACACACCUGCCUGUAGUGCUUCCUUUGAGUCAGUGUUAGCUACAAAAAUGCAGCAGCUGCAAACCCCCAUUGCUCCUCCUCGCAAAAUUGGUCUUUGUGGGAAAAGUGAUUUAGCUGGCCUGGGGAAUCCCAUUUCUCUGCUGAGCAAGACCGAGUCUGAAACCAAAGCAGUCCCAACCCCUAGACAUAAAGGCAUCGCAGAAAUACUAGACCCCAGGUCCUGGUUGCAUCCAUAGGCAUCAUAUUUAGCUUAGAGGAGUCUUUGGAAUUUAAAGUUUCUCAGCCUUCUCCUAAUACCCUAAUAGAUUUUAGCAUUUAGCUCAAGUGUUUCCUGUGAGCCAGGGCAUUACUGCUAGCUGCAGUCUCAGCUGUAUUCAUUAGUGCUGUAUCUAAAUA